Molecule: messenger RNA, 896 nt
Organism: Rubroshorea leprosula
Lineage: Eukaryota; Viridiplantae; Streptophyta; Magnoliopsida; Malvales; Dipterocarpaceae
Source: the annotation of a GenBank genome assembly
AGCUUCCCUCUCCCAAAUCUCCACAAUUGUAUUUGAUUUUGUUAAAACUCAAAAACCCAUUCAGUUGGCAGUAGACAUUUUUACUUCCCUCCAGAAAUUCCCAAUUUUUCCUCCCUAAAUCCCAAGCUUUCCUCCCCAAGUAGACCUAAGUGUUUCACCCCUCUCCCAAAUCUACAAAAUCUAUAAUUGAUUUUGAUAAAACUAAAAAACCUAAGUGCUUCGAUAUUUCCAUGUUCUUCUUCUAAAUUAUUCUAUCCUUCUUUAUCUUUCAGUUUUUCUUUCUUGUCUAAAGCUCGAAAUCUCUUCUUCAUCCCCAAAAUUUGUAAAAUCGGGCACAAGGAUGCCAAAGCGUAAACAAAUCAAUCUUGUAAAGGUCUGGCCAAACAACCAAAUUGAGGAUGGUUUGCCCUCUUCUCCAUCCAUAAACAAUGAGGUUGAACCAAGCCAACAACCUGCUCCAUCUAGAAAUAAUGAGGCACCAUCUCCACCACCUAAAAAGCCAAGAGGUCCAACAUUGAUGUCCCACAUAUGGGAGUUGGAAGAAGGUGUCAAGGUCAACAUCGUAUUUGAUGCAAAUUGUCACCCAGUUGGUAAAGAAGGCUACACCUUGACUCGAUUCCUUGGUACUAUUGCAAGAAAAUCAAUUGCACCUAUUAGCUACAUGGAAUAAAGGGAUAUGUCUCAAAUUUAUAAAGAUAAAAAGUGGAAGAUUAUUGAGGUAAAAAAAAAAGGUUUAUUAUUUUAAUAGAUUAGUAACCUGGUGCAAAUUUGGUAUAUUACUUCUUAUUUUAUAGAUUUAAGUGAUAUGCUUUUGAGAUGUAAGAUCAUAUUUUUGGGAGUAAGUUCUGUUGUGGAUGCCUCUAAAUACAAGUUUAUAAUACAUUUUUCAGUUUUUA